Messenger RNA from Bathycoccus prasinos, 1689 nucleotides. RefSeq lists its product with no specific name. Bases 1 to 1689 code for a protein of 562 amino acids. Lineage: Eukaryota; Viridiplantae; Chlorophyta; Mamiellophyceae; Mamiellales; Bathycoccaceae. The transcript has a single exon. The record is from RefSeq and is a predicted model, not a curated record.
AUGUUGAAAGCGCAAAACAAGGAAAACGAGCAGCAGCAGCAGCAGCAGAUAACGAAGAAAAUGAACGCUUCGGAGGUGAAAGAAUACAGAGAAGAUGAGGAUGAAGAGAGAUCCAACAACCCUUUAUGUGAGAACAGAGAACUCUCGGGUUGGUUCUUUAAAAAAGGCGAGCUGUUGAACAGAUGGAACGAGAGAUACGUUUCUGUUGACGAGAAAAUACGAACGCUUUCUUUUUACUCCUCUUCUUCGUCUCUCUCGUCGUCGAAACCGACGUCAAUCGUGAGUUUCGACGCGUUGGAGAAAUUUUCAUCGAGGAAAGGAGGAGAGAAAGGGGAGGAGGACGCAAUAAUAAUACGCGUGCAACUCCAAAACGGAAAAGAUUUGUUCUUGAAAAGGAAUAACAACCCACAACAACAACAGAAGAAGAAGAAGAAAAGUUAUUUAUUCAAAGAAAGAGGAGAGGAAGAAUGGUGCGCGAAAAUGAACGCACUUUUGAACCUGUUACCGACGCCAGAGUGUCGGCAGAAACGUGGCGGUGGUAUUAGUAAUACCACGCUAAGUGCGCUCAAGAACUCCUCGUCCGGAAAAGGCGGGAUAGGUAAGAUAGUCUUAGGCAACGCGAACGUCGUUGCUCGCGAUAACCAACACCAUCACGAAGACGACGACGACAGAAAUAUUCACAUGAAUACCAAUCGAGGUAUAAACACGCCACCUUCUGCGACGCGUCGUCACAUUGAGUACUGCGACGAUGAAGAAGCCGAUUUUGAAGCUUCGUCGACAGUUUCUUCCUCGUAUUACGGGACGAGCGCUACUAAAAACGGCGCCGGUGACUCCCAAACCACAAACGACAGAGUGUUGGAUACGUUUAAAGCUAUGGAACUCGCCUUGCGCGCUAAAGACGAGUUGUUAUCCGCUCAAACGCAGCUGUCCGACCGAUUAGAAACGCAGCUAAAAGAAAAGGAACUUGAAAUACAAAGGCUCACGAAGAAACUCAACGGAACGAAGGAUUUGGAAGAAGCGUUUGACGAGGCAAACAUGCGCGCUAUGGAGAUGGAAGACCAAGCCGCGAUGUUAUCGGUUUCAAUCGAUUCGUUAACGCGAGAGUUGGACGACGUGCGAGCGCAGAAAGCGGUCGUUCAGAACGCUUUGCUCCGAGAAUCUGCGUUUAUGCAGGAGCGAGAAUACGAGAUGAACAAAAAAUUGAGCGACGUGACUUUGAAACUACAAAAAGUUGAAAACGAAAAGAAGCACCAAAAAGACGUGUACGAAACGACCGAACGGGAGUUGACGUUGAGCAGAGAUCGUUUGCUCGCUGAAAUCGCUCGCGAAAGAAGAAAUCGAGGCAUGUUCAGUCCAGAGCAGGAGCAGCAUCAACAACAUCAAAGAAGACGAGCGAUGAAACAACAACCGCGGGGCGGCGCACUCGCGAACGGCAGCAUUAGUAACAACGUGGAAGAUCAAAACAGCAUUAAUAACAACAUUUCAGACCAGUCGAAUGCGACGAAGGACGAGAGUCCAAUACGCCAGAUUUCGUUCGCGUCGCACACGCCGCUGAAUCAGAGCAUUGCGUCGCGCGACGACGAAGACGAAGACGAAGGAGAAAGAGCAAACAACGCGUUUUACCGUCGCGCAGAUAAAAAUCUGAGCAAGCUUCUCACGCCCGAGGAGCACUCGUGUCGCGUACAAUAA